Amoebophrya sp. A120 is the source of this 975-nucleotide messenger RNA. The record is from the annotation of a GenBank genome assembly. NCBI's taxonomy places the organism in Eukaryota, Dinophyceae, Syndiniales, Amoebophryaceae.
CGGCCGGCUCGGCCGAGCAGUCGCGCGCGCAGCGUCUUGGUUGCCGUGGCGCGCGUGCCUGUCCUCUUUUCCGCCUCGCCUGCCAAGCCAGCGCGCCCACUGCGCUUGCGGGGCCAACCGGAUGCCCUGCAUUGGCUGGCCCCGGGCCUGCGGUGUGUUGCGUGUUUUGCGUUGCAGUGUGGCCCCGUGGGCGGGUCUGUGUGGCUUUUUGGCUUGCCGCUGCCGGCCUUGUCAGCGAGCCCACCGCCGCCUGGGCCGAGUCUGUCAUGGUAAAAGGCUCCGCUGGUCGUGUUGGCCAGGCCCCCUCGUCGGGCGGCCUGGCUAUAGAUAUCAGUCGCGCGCCAGCCCGCCCGGGCCGUGCAGCCGGGGGCGCCGAGCCCAGUGUCAUCGACGCGCACGCCGCCCGGGGCGCCCAGGCAGAGCGACGGGAUUCAAUCUGCCAUGCAGAAAGCGAAGUUCCUUGAGGAACAACACAAAGAGGGAGGAAAAAGCCAAGACGAACAUUGGCGCCGGCUCUUAUGUUUCGGAAAGUAGGAAGGUGUUACAUUAUUGUCCAUGAGAGAUAGCGAGGCGUGGUGCUACUUUUUGUGUUUUGAAACUUUGUUGAGCGCGAGGUGAGUAGUGAGAGCGAGUCUGUGUGUGUGAACAAGCGCGACGAGCACGUUUUGAGUAGUGUAUGAGCGACCGCUUGGUAAUGCAAGAUGAGGGGGCAAGCAGCUUUACUUACACGAGCGUGGCGGUUAGAAUGUGUUGGAGCCGCGAACGCCGUGCCUCCGGCUCCGCGCUGCUUGGGUUGCGUCCCGGCAAGCUCGGCGGCGACGCGGUGAAGGAAGUAGCGACAAGCCCAGGCUCGGGGCCCCAAGGGACGGCGUGGGCCCUUUGGCUACGCUGCUCCUGUGGACGGCGUGUGGCUGGGUUUUUACCUCGCCGGACGCCCGGCAGAAUGGUAAAAAAAAGAAGCGCGAAGAGAGAGCG